UCACUCUCUCGAAUACCCGCCCUGCCCCCUUCCCCCUUCCCCCUAACCCUAAAUCCCCAAAAGCCAAAACGGCAGUCCUUCAAGUCUUCCUCAGCUGCUCAUCACACCAUACAUAGUUGAUCACCGCACCUCACCUCACCGCCGGCCUGUCGUCUUCUUCCUCCCCUCGUCACACCAACACUCUUCCUCGCAGUCUCUCUCAAUCUCGAAGACUCUCUCCCUCUGCUUCGUCUCGCUGGCUUCACAGUGUGUCUGAGUACGUCGAGUUCGGGCCUCCGCGUAUCUUGUCGUCGUCAUCGCGUCUCCUGCGUCACUGCUGCGGUGCUGCCUCUCCGUCGCUGCUGCGGUGCUGCCUCUCUGUCGCCAGAAUCUGCCUCAUCCAGUUACGUGAAACCGGUUUUACCGGUUCAAUCAGUAAUUUAUUGGUUGAACUAGUAAACCAGUGAACCAGUAACCUAGCUGGUUUGAUCACCGGUUCGGUUCUUACAACUAUGCUCUGAAGUCGAAACUCUCGUCUCAAGCUCUCAAUUUUGGAAUCUGGACGAAGCUCUGUUGCUCCUUUGAAGGUCGCCGGUGCACGCUGCCAUCACCAUUCUUGGACGGCGAUUUCAGCCGAUGCGGAAGGAUACGAUUUUAACGCGAUCUUCGCUACCUUGAAAGGGAACACGGUAACCUCUGAGCUUCAGCUUAUCCAGUUUUGCAACCAUGCGCGCCGUAGCUGCUCGCUUUUCUAACUAUUUAUGUAAGAGGAGACCUGUGAUCACUGUUCAAUCUCGUAAUUUUUCAUCAUAUAGUGGCAAAGAUGAGCUAUCUAUUGAACAAGAAGCUGAGAGAAAAGUUGGAUGGCUAUUAAAGACGAUAUUUUUCGCCACAGCUGCAGCCGCAGGAUACCAGUUCUUUCCUUAUAUGGGAGAGAACUUGAUGCAGCAGUCAGUUUCACUUUUGCGCGUCAGGGAUCCCUUGUAUAAAAGGAUGGGAGCUUCUAGGUUGACUCGAUUCGCAAUAGAUGAUGAAAGAAGGAUGAAGAUACUUGAGAUGGGUGGAGCUAAAGAGCUCUUAAAUAUGUUAAGCACGGCUAAGGAUGAUCGCACACGAAAAGCAGCUUUGGAGGCUCUUGCUGCACUGUCACAAUCAGAUAAAGUUCUUGCGUCGCUGCACAAUGCUGGGGCCAUUUCAAUCAUUAGGUCUGUACCAAAUUCACUUGAGGAUGCAGAAGUUGAGAAAUUCAAGUUGAGCUUGAUGAAGAGGUUCCAGGAUCUGAGUUAUGAUUUGUCUUGAUGAUUUAUAGUUGAGGAGCUUGCCUUCUUCUUUUGUUGUCUUGAAAACUUGAAAUAAUUGUAUGAGAGAAAGUAAGUUGGCCACAAAGGGGUUUCCUUAGGAAGAGUGAAAAUUGCCAUGUAUCUCAAAUCUUUUGACCAAAUCUUAUAGGGUUAUGGUUCAAUUAAAUUUUUGUUUUGGGAUUACUUAAUUUUGGUGAUUUUGCGACUCAUUGUUAUUUGUUGCCAACCUUGAUAAAUUGUAAAAAUAGUUUAUUCUUUGUUGGUAUGCUUUCUUUUUCUUGCUAAGAAAAAAAUAAAUAAUAAAUUGCUUCA
Arachis stenosperma is the source of this 1592-nucleotide messenger RNA. RefSeq lists its product as uncharacterized. The record is from RefSeq and is a predicted model, not a curated record. The coding region runs from base 706 to 1278 and encodes 190 amino acids. Lineage: Eukaryota; Viridiplantae; Streptophyta; Magnoliopsida; Fabales; Fabaceae. The transcript has 7 exons.